Molecule: messenger RNA, 1767 nt
Organism: Naegleria lovaniensis
Lineage: Eukaryota; Heterolobosea; Eutetramitea; Acrasida; Naegleriidae
Exons: 3
Coding region: 1-1767 (588 amino acids)
Molecular function (GO): calcium ion binding
Source: RefSeq, a predicted model, not a curated record
AUGAAACGGUACAUUGAACGAGAUGACCAUUUAUUGAAAGCGCAAGCAAUAGAAGAAGGGUUUCAUAAAGAAGGAAAUUUGUAUAUUACUCGAAACGGCAUUGAUGUAUUGUGGAAUAAGUACGAUCAUGAUCAAGAUGGAUAUUUACAAAACGACGAAAUUUCGCAAUUCUUGCUAGACUUCAUACAUGCCAUCCACAAUAGAAGUGUUGAAGAGUUAGAGAAUCAAAGAAGACUUCGGAAAUUAAAAGCUGGAACAAUAGACCCCUCUCUUAGUAAACGAUAUCAGGAACGGUUUGAGCAAAUUUCAAUGCAAACAGAAUUGUUUAAAAGCAAAAUUUCGGAUUUGAAACGAGAUUUGGAUAAGGAUGGAGACGGAUUGGUGAGCGAGGAGCAAUUUAUUGAAUAUUUGGAGAAUUUUAAUUUGUUGUCAUGGAAGGAGCAAUUUAUUGGAGGUGAAAAUGUGAAAUUUGAUUUUCAAGAUGUUCCUUCAUUUUCAACCUCGCCACCAGUGCAAUCAAUACCUAAAAAAGCCACUCCUUCAUCACCACGAUUUGGCUCGUCUCCUUCCUCUCCAUCAUCAAAAUCUAAAUUGUCAUCCUCUCCAUCAUCAGGAAAGUCCACAAAUUCUAGUGUUUCUACUCAGGAAUCUUCAAGAAGAGAAGAAAAGGAAAUAGACAAGGACGGGUAUGCCGUUUAUAGAUUUGAAUUUUAUGAAAUAAGGCUACCUCCUUCUUGGAAAAAAGGUUUGGCAUAUCCAAGUGGUGUACCUAUUUUCAGUAGCCCUCUUGAAUGUGAUACUGUCAAAGAAGAUAUACUAUGUACACAGAUAUUUACAAAAAAUUCGACACUUGAAGAACAAUUUAAGAGGCUGCAAAAAGGCAGCAGCAAGGUCACAAAUUUUAAAGUGAUACAACCCAUGACAAUGAUUACUGAUAGAAAAAUACAGCCGUAUAAGCACUGUGCAUUUUGUAUUUUACAAUUCAAUCAAACCCUACCUGUAAAUAAUGUAAUGUUAAACGUGGCUCUCUACCAGAAGAUUGUAAUUAUUCAAGAUAAUAUGGGACUCAUGCAUCAACUGAAAUAUACGACUAAUUUAUUGAACAAUCACAUUGAAGGGGAGACCGUAUUUGAUAGAGCAAUCAGAGAAGGUCUCGUUACGAAAUCUCUUUUAGAAGUUGACACAAAAGAAGUGAAAUUGUCAAAAGAGCUAAUUAUGAGCUAUCCAUCCGUUAUGCACAUGGAAGUACAAGACGGCUAUGUGUUUAUGUUUCAUCCUGUCCAGAUUUUAUCAAACAACACUGAAAAGGAAAACUUUAACGCUAAGAUAUUACUUCCACUCAAUUUUGAAGAACAAGUACAAGGAGUAAUUUCUGAAAUUCUUCAAUCAUCAAAUGGAGUUUUAGUAUCAUCAGAAGAAAUACAGGUUGGUGAAUUUGGCUAUCUAGCGAAACAAUUAGAAUUUUCCUAUCAGCUGGAUUCCUUCAAAAUUGGACAGAUUUGUGUAUUUGUGAAAAGUCCAUCAUGCCAUUAUUACUUUAGUUACACUUCCUCACUUGGAAUGAUGAGCAGGGAUUUAUUUGAUCAAUUCAUUAAGAGACUUUCUUUCAGCAUUGUUGCACCCCAUCUUGUUCAGCAACAAGCAAAUUGUAUUCCCAAACAAGUGCCUAGUCAGAAACCUCCAACUACUCCCAUACUCUCUCAAGUGAUGAAUUUGUCUUCCUCUCGCAAGAAACAACAACAACAACAAUCACAAACCUCUCAAUGA